AUAACAGGAUUCUAAAUAUGGAGGAGUCCAUAUGGACGGAGGAGGAAGAGGAGCCUGCUGAGCAUCCAUACUACAACAACAUCCCCGGCAAGAUGCCACCCUCCGGAGGGUUCAUAGAUACCAGGCUAGGCCAGAACAACCAGACUGAGGUACAGUACAGUAUGACACACCUCACCAUAUACAGUACCUACAACAGCUAGUACAGUAUGCUACACCUAUCUCAACAACCAACCUAUAAUAAUAUAUGCCCCCUGGAGGGUUCAUAGAUACCCAGCUGAGCCGUGAGACCAGAGGGCAGGCAGAGGUAGAGUAUGCCGGGAUACACCUUGCCAUACAAUCUUUCUACCUCAUCCACGCUGCCUCAUCCACUGCCUAUAAUAUAAUAUUCCCCUGCAAGGCAGCCAGACAGCAGGGCAGGCAGAGGUAGAGUAUGCAGGGCUACACCUCACCAUCUACCUACCUCAUCAUCUGCCUAUAAUAUAUAUACCACUUAGCAGAAGCUUUUAUACAAGUUGACUUUACAGACUGUGAGUGCAUACAUACAUUUUUAGUAUAUGUAUAUACAGUGCCUUCAGAAAGUAUUCAGGCCCCUUGACCUUUUCCACAUUUUGUUACAGCCUUAUUCUAAAAUUGAUUAAGUAAACCAAUUUCCUCAAAAUCUACACACAAUACCCCAUAAUGACAAAGAGAAAACAGGUUUUUAGAAAUUUUUGAAAUACCUUAUUUACAUAAGUAUUCAGACCCUUUGCUAUGAGACUCGAAAUUGAGCUCAGGUGCAUCCUGUUUCCAUUGAUCAUCCUUGAGAUGUUUCUACAAUUUGAUUGGAGUCCACCUGUGGUAAAUUCAAUUGAUCGGACAUUUGGAAAUGCAUACACCUGUCAAUAUAAGGUCCCACAGUUGACAGUGCAUGUCAGAGCUAAAACCAAGCUAUGAGGUUGAACGAAUUGUCCGUAGAGCUCCGAGAUAAGAUUGUGUCAAGGCACAGAUCUGGGGAAGGGUACCAAAAAAUGUCUGCAGCAUUGAAGUUCCCCAAGAACACAGUGGCCUCCAUCAUACUUCAAUGGAAGAAUUUUGGAACCACCAAGACUCUUCCUAGAGCUGGCCGCCCGGCCAAACUGUGCAAUCGGGGGAGAAGGGCCUUGGUCAGGGAGGUGACCAAGAUCCCGAUGGUCACUCUGACAGAGUUCUAGAGUGCCUCUGUGGAGAUGGGAGAACCUUCCAGAAGGACAACCUGUUCUGCAGCACUCCACCAAUCAGGCUUUUAUAAUAGAGUGGCCAGACGGAAGCCACUCCUCAGUAAAAGGCACAUGACAGCCCGCUUGGAGUUUGCCAAAAGGCACCUAAAGACUCUCAGACCAUGAGAAACAAGAUUAUCUGGUCUGAUGAAACCAAGAUUGAACUCUUUGGCCUGAAUGCCAAGCGUCACGUUUGGAGGAAACCUGGCACCAUCCCUAUGGUGAAGCAUGGUGGUGGCAGCAUCAUGCUGUGGGGAUGUUUUUCAGCGGCAGGGACUGGGAGACUAGUCAGGAUCGAGGCAGAUGAACAGAGCAAAGUACAGAGAGAUCCUUGAUGAAAACCUGCUCCAGAGCACUCAGGACCUCAGACUGGGGUGAAGGUUCACCUUCCAACAGGACAAUGACCCUAAGCACACAGCCAAGACAACGCAGGAGUGGCUUCGGGACAGGUCUCUGAAAGUCCUUGAGUGGCCCAGCCAGAGCUCGGACUUCAACCCGAUCCAACCUGACAGAGCUUGAGAGGUUCUACAGAGAAGAAUGGGAGAAACUCUCCAAAUACAGGUGUGCCAAGCUUAUAGCGUCAUACCCAAGAAGACUCGAGGCUGUAAUCGCUGCCAAAGGUGCUUUAACAAAGUACUGAAUAAAGAGUCUGAAUACUUAUGUAAAUGUGAUAUUUCAGUUUUUUAGUUUUUAUAAAUUUGCCCAAAAAUUUGGAAACCUGUUUUUGCUUUGUCAUUAUUGGGUAUUGUGUCGUGGUCAAACGUUUUGAGAAUGACACAAAUACUAAUUUUCACAAAGUCUGCUGCCUCAGUUUUGAUGAUGGCAAUUUGCAUAUACAGUGAGGGAAAAAAGUAUUUGAUCCACUGCUGAUUUUGUACGUUUGCCCACUGACAAAGAAAUUAUCAGUCUAUAAUUUUAAUGGUAGGUUUAUUUGAACAGUGAGAGACAGAAUAACAACAACAAAAAAUCCUGAAAAACGCAUGUGAAAAAGGUUAUAAAUUGAUUUGCAUUUUAAUGAGGGAAAUAAGUAUUUGACCCCCUCUCAAUCAGAAAGAUUUCUGGCUCCCAGGUGUCUUUUAUACAGGUAACGAGCUGAGAUUAGGAGCACACUCUUAAAGGGAGUGCUCCUAAUCUCAGUUUGUUACCUGUAUAAAAGACACCUGUCCACAGAAGCAAUCAAUCAAUCAGAUUCCAAACUCUCCACCAUGGCCAAGACCAAAGAGCUCUCCAAGGAUGUCAGGGACAAGAUUGUAGACCUACACAAGGCUGGAAUGGACUACAAGACCAUCGCCAAGCAGCUUGGUGAGAAGGUGACAACAGUUGGUGCGAUUAUUCGCAAAUGGAAGAAACACAAAAGAACUGUCAAUCUCCCUCGGCCUAGGGCUCCAUGCAAGAUCUCACCUCGUGGAGUUGCAAUUAUCAUGAGAACGGUGAGGAAUCAGCCCAGAACUACACGGGAGGAUCUUGUCAAUGAAAUCAAGGCAGCUGGGACCAUAGUCACCAAGAAAACAAUUGGUAACACACUAUGCCGUGAAGGACUGAAAUCCUGCAGCGCCCGAAAGGUCCCUCUGCUCAAGAAAGCACAUAUACAGGCCCGUCUGAAGUUUGCCAAUGAACAUCUGAAUGAUUCAGAGGAGAACUGGGUGAAAGUGUUGUGGUCAGAUGAGACCAAAAUGGAGCUCUUUGGCAUCAACUCAACUUGCCGUAUUUGGAGGUGGAGGAAUGCUGCCUAUGACCCCAAGAACACCAUCCCCACCAUCAAACAUAGAGGUGGAAACAUUAUGCUUUGGGGGUGUUUUUCUGCUAAGGGGACAGGACAACUUCACCCCCAAAGGGACGAUGGACGGGGCCAUGUACCGUCAAAUCUUGGGUGAGAACCUCCUUCCCUCAGCCUUGGCAUUGAAAAUGGGUCGUGGAUGAGUAUUCCAGCAUGACAAUGAACCAAAACACACGGCCAAGGCAACAAAGGAGUGGCUCAAGAAGAAGCACAUUAAGGUCCUGGAGUGGCCUAGCCAGUCUCCAGACCUUAAUCCCAUAGAAAAUCUGUGGAGGGAGCUGAAGGUUCGAGUUGCCAAACGUCAGCUUCGAAACCUUUAUGACUUGGAGAAGAUCUGCAAAGAGGAGUGGGACAAAAUCCCUCCAUGUGUGCAAACCAGGUGGCCAACUACAAGAAAUGUCUGACCUCUGAUUGCCAACAAGGGUUUUGCCACCAAGUACUAAGCCAUGUUUUGCAGAGGGGUCAAAUACUUAUUUUCCUCAUUAACAUGCAAAUCAAUUUAUAACAUUUUUGACAUGCGUUUUUCUGGAUUUUGUGUUUGGUAUUCUGUCUCUCACUGUUCAAAUAAACCUACCAUUAAAAUUAUAGACUGAUCAUUUCUUUGUCAAUGGGCAAACGUACAAAAUCAGCAGGGGAUCAAAUACUUUUUUCCCCUCAAUUAAUUGCAAAGUCCCUCUUUGCCAUGAAAAUGAACUAAAUCCCAAACAAACAUUUCCACUGCAUUUCAGCCCUGCCACAAAAGGACCAGCUGACAUCAUGUCAGUGAUUCUCUCAUUAACACAGGUGAGAGUGUUGACGAGGACAAGGCUGGAGAUCACUCUGUCAUGCUGAUUGAGUUAGAAUAACAGACUGGAAGCUUUAAAAGGAGGGCUUUGCACAAAAAGGGCUUCACAUGCAAGGAUAUUGCUGCUAGUAAGAUUGCACCUAAAUCAUCCAUUUAUCGGAUCAUCAAGAACUUCAAGGAGAGAGGUUCAAUUGUUGUGAAGAAGGCGUCAGGACGCCCAAGAAAGUCCAGCAAGCGCCAGGACCGUCUCCUAAAGUUGAUUCAGCUGCGGGAUCGGGGCACCACCAGUGCAGAGCUUGCUCAGGAAUGGCAGCAGGCAGGUGUGAGUGCAUCUGCAUGCACAGUGAGGCGAAGACUUUUGGAGGAUGGUUUGGUGUCAAGAAGGGCAGCAAAGAAGUUCCUUCUCUCCAGGAAAAACAUCAGGGACAGACUUAUAUUCUGCAAAAGGUACAGGGAUUGGACUGCUGAGGACUGGGGUAAAGUCAUUUUCUCUGAUGAAUCCCCUUUCCGAUUGUUUGGGGCAUCCGGAAAACACCUUGUCCGGAGAAGACAAGGUGUGCGCUACCAUCAGUCCUUUGUCAUGCCAACAGUAAAACAUCCUGAGACCAUUCAUGUGUGGGGUUGCUUCUCAGCCAAGGGAGUGGGCUCACUCACAAUUUUGCCUAAGAACACAGCCAUGAAUAAAGAAUGGUACCAACACAUCCUCCGAGAGCAACUUCUCCCAACUAUCCAAGAACAGUUUGGUGACGACCAAUGCCUUUUCCAGCAUGAUGGACCUUGCCAUAAGGCAAAAGUGAUAACUAAGUGGCUCGGGGAACAAAACAUCAACAUUUUGGGUCCAUGGCCAGGAAACUCCGCAGACCUUAAUCCCAUUGAGAACUUGUGGUCGAUCCUCAAGAGGCGGGUGGACAAACAAAAACCCACAAAUUCUGACAAACUCCAAGCAUUGAUUAUGCAAGAAUGUCAGGAUGUGGCCCAGAAGUUAAUUGACAGCAUGCCAGGGCGGAUUGCAGAGGUCUUCAAAAAGAAGGGUCAACACUGCAAAUAUUGACUCUUUGCAUAAACUUAAUGUAAUUGUCAAUAAAAGCCUUUGACACUUAUGGAAUGCUUGUUAUUAUACUUCAGUAUACGAUAGAAACAUCUGACAAAAAUAUCUCAUAACACUGAAGCAGCGAACUUUGUGAAGACCAGUACUUGUGUCAUUCUCAAAACUUUUAACCAUGACUGUAGAUUGACGAGGGAAAAAAACAAUUUAAUCAAUUUUAGAAUAAGUCUGUAAUGUAACAAAAUGUGGAAAAAGUCAAGGGGUCUGAAUACUUUCCGAAUGCACUGUAAGUAUGUGAUCCCUGUUGGACUUGAAUCCACUCUCUUGUCAUUGCUGGUGUCGCACUCUUACCAACUGGGCCACACAGUAACACAAAUCAACAUGAGGCAUACGUACAUCAUCAUCAGCUAGAAAUACACUACUUUGGGAUACCGGAAUUCCCAGGUUGUCCAAUCUACAUCUACCUCAUCCAUCCUACGUCAUCCUCCCACAGAGCCUACAUAUGUCAUCACGGGCUAGAAAUACAUACUGUUAGCCUUUGGGAUUUGAUUUGCUUCCCAGUGAUGGAUGAGAUAGAUACUGCUAAGGAAGAAAGUAAGGAAGGAAUAAAGAGCAUGCUGAAGAGGUGGUAUUUUUUAUUUUUAUUUACUAAAUUCUGUUGUUCUUCCUGUCUGUUUCUCUCCAGCAGCAGGCUCCACGGGCUGGGGUGGACCAGACUUACUACCAGGGCAGACACUGUGGAGAGAGCUGGGGAGAGGACAGGAGGCCUACUGGGAUACUGGUCCAACAGGGUAAGAGAGGAUCUCUGUCUCUCUCUCUGUCUCUGGUCUCCAGUGGUGGACAAAGUACCCAAUUGUCAUACAUAAAGUAAAGAUACUUUAAUAGAAAAUGACUAAAGUAAAAGUGAAAGUCACCAAGUAAAAUACUACCUGAGUAAAAGUCUAAAAGUAUUUGGUUUUAAAUAUACUUAAAUAUCAAAAGUAAAAGUAAAAGUAUAUAUCAUUUCAAAUUCCUUAUAUUAAGCAAACCAGAUGGCACCAUUUUCUUGUUUUUUAAUUUAUGGAUAGCCAGGGGCACACUCCAAUACUCAGACAUAAUUUACAAACUAAGCAUGUGUGUUUGGUGAGUUGGCCAGAUCAGAGGAAGUAGGGAUGACCAGGGAUGUUCUCUUGAUAAGUGCGUGAAUUUUGAAAAUGUUCCUGUCCUGCUAACCAUUCAAAAUGUAACACAUACUUUGGGUGCCAGGGAAAAUGUAUGGAGUAAAAAGUACAUUAUUUUCUUUAGGAAUGUUGUGAAGUAAAAGUAAAAGUUGUCAAAAAUAUAAAUAGUAAAGUAAAGUACAGAUACCAAAAAAAACGACUCAAGUAGUACUUUAAAGUAUUUUGACUUAAGUACUUUACACCACUGCUGGUCUCUGGUCUCUCUUGAUCUUGAUCAUAAACUCCCAUCUCUCUCUCUCUCUCUCUCUCUCUCUCUCUCUCUUUCUCUCACAUAACUUUGUUAGUUCACAAUGUUUAUAUCUUAUAUUGUUUUUACUAACUGAUAACUCCUCCCAAGUAAGAAGAGAGAGACUUUAUUGUCCAUAAUCUUCAACAUUUACAUUUAAGUCAUUUAGCAGACGAUCUUAUCUUUUCAGAUCACAUAAAUUGAAAUUAGUCUUUCUUGCUUAUAACUUUUUGCUUUUAACUUUUGCUUUUAUGUCUAGGAUCAUGGGACAUCUACAGUCUGCCCGUCGGGAAGAGUCCAGUACCAAAAACGGGGGAUGCGCCUACGUACGUAAACACCCAGCAGAUCGACGCCCAGCUGCUGGCUGCGCUGCAGGCUGAACAGGACAGCAUGGCAGCCGAGGGGGCAGAGGGCACAGCAGCCAAAGACAGACUCAUGAAAGACCUGUUCGACAUGAGUAAGAAGAACUAACCUACUGCUUACAUUGCUAAUGCUAAUAGCACUAGCAUAUUCAUAUUCAACAUCUAUAAAAAGAAUAAACUAACUGCUAAUGCUAAUAACACUAGCAUAUUCCUUUUCAACAUCAAUAAGAUAAUGAAACUAACCGCUAAUUGCUAAUAACACUGGCAUAUGCCUAGCCAAUGAGCCAGUCCCAAAACGAUCUUUACCCAUCCCUUUGGCCCUAACCCUUCAAUGUUUGCUGAUCUGAAGGUGAAAUAAAUAUGGUAGAAGCGUUUCCAUUACACUGCCUAUACCUAUCCAGACAUGCUAAAAUCAAUGUAUAAUAAUAUUAAUAUACUGUAUAAUAUAUGCCAUAUAGCAAACGCUUUUAUCCAAAGCGACUUACAGUCAUGCGUAUUAACAUUCUUUAUGUAUGGAUGGGAAUCGAGCCCACUAUCCUGACUUUGCAAGAGCCAUGCUCUACCAACUGAGCUACAGAAGACCACACAUAGGACGACACAAUCGAGGAGUCAGGGCCAAGGGGGAGGGAUAGAGAGUGAUUUGGGACUGGCUGAACAUGUCCCCUGUAGCUCAGUUGGUAGAGCAUGGCGCUUGCAACGCCAGGGUUGUGGGUUCGUUUCCCACGGGGUGCAGUAUGAAAAUAUAUGCACUCACUAACUGUAAGUCGCUCUGGAUAAGAGUGUCUGCUAAAUGACUAAAAUGUAAAAAAUUUAUAAGAAGAAGGAACUAACCGCUAACAUUGCUAAUGCUAAUAACUAGCAUAUUCCUAUUUAACAUCUAUAAGAAGAAGAAACUAACUGCUAAUCGCAAGUUGCUAACACUAAUAAUAACAUUAUCCUACUCCAACCAGGAGACAUUAUUAUAAUUACAGAGGUGAUCUGGUUAUUGUUUCCACCAGGGAUCUGCUUUGUGUUAUAAUAACACUAUGUCAUAUCCAAGACAAAAGGAAGAUACAGUUGAAGUCAGAAGUUUACAUACACUUAGGUUGGAGUCAUUAAGACCAGUUUUUCAACCACUCCACACAUUUCUUGUUAACAAACUAUAGUUUUGGCAAGUCGGUUAGGACAUCUACUUUGUGCAUGACACAAGUAAUUUUUCUAACAUUUGUUUACAGACAGAUUAUUUCACUUAUAAUUAACUGUAUCACAAUUCCAGUGGUUCAGAAGUUUACUUACACUAAGUUCACUGUGCCUUUAAACAGCUUGUAAAAUUCCAGAAAAGGAUGUCAUGGCUUUAGAAGCUUCUGAUAGGCUAAUUGACAUCAUUUGAGUCAAUUGGAGGUGUACCUGUGGAUGUAUUUCAAGGCCUACCUUCAAACUCAGUGCCUCUUUGCUUGACAUCAUGGGAAAAUCAAAAGAAAUCAGCCAAGACCUCAUAAAAAAAACUGUAGACCUCCACAAGUCUGGUUCAUCAUUGGGAGCAAUUUCCAAACGCCUGAAGGUACCACGUUCAUCUGUACAAAUAAUAGCACGCAAGUAUAAACACCAUGGGACCACGCAGCAGUCAUACCGCUCAGGAAGGAGACGCGUUAUGUCUCCUAGAGAUUAACGUACUUUGGUGCGAAAAGUGCAAAUCAAUCCCAGAACAACAGCAAAGGACCUUGUGAAGAUGCUGGAGGAAACAGGUACAAAAGUGUCUAUAUCCACAGUAAAACGAGUCCUAUAUCGACAUAACCUGAAAGGCCGCUCAGCAAGGAAGAAGCCACUGCUCCAAAAACGCCAUAAAAAAGCCAGACUAUGGUUUGCAACUGCACGUGGGGACAACGAUAGUACUUUUUGGAGAAAUGUCCUCUAGUAUAAUGAAACAAAAAUAUAAUUGUUUGACCAUGAUGACCAUCGUUAUGUUUGGAGGAAAAAGGGGAAUGCUUGCAAGCCGAAGAACACCAUCCCAACCGUGAAGCGCAGGGGUAGCAUCAUGCUGUGGGGGUGUUUUGCUGCAUGAGGGACUGGUGCACUUCACAAAAUAGAUGGCAUCAUGAGGAAGGAAAAUUAUGUGGAUAUUUUGAAGCAACAUCUCAAGACAUCAGUCAGGAAGUUAAAGCUUGGUCGCAAAAUGGUCUUCCAAAUAGACAAUGACCCCAAGCACACUUCCAAAGUUGUGGCAAAAUGGCUUAAGGAAAACAAAGUCAAGGUAUUGGAGUGGCCAUCACAAAGCCCUGACCUCAAUCCUAUAGAAAAUGUGUGGGCAGAACUGAAAAAGCGUGUGAGCGAGCAAGGAGGCCUACAAACCUGACUCAGGAAUUGGCCAAAAUUCACCCAACUUAUUGUGGGAAGCUUGUGGAAGUCUACCCGAAACGUUUGACCCAAGUUAAACAAUUUAAAGGCAAUGCUACCAAAUACUAAUUGAGUGUAUGUAAACUUCUGACCCACUGGGAAUGUGAUUAAAGAAAUAAAAGCUGAAGUAAAUCAUUCUUUCUACAAUUAUACAUUUCACAUUCUUAAAAUAAAGUGGUGAUCCUAACUGACCUAAAACAGGUAAUUUUUACUAGGAUUAAAUGUCAGGAAUUGUGAAAAACUUAGUUUAAAUAUAUUUGGCUAAGGUGUAUGUAAACCUCCGACUUCAACUGUAUCUCUGAGGACACUGACACGGUGAAAACCUUCCCCCAACCAGAGGUUUAUAUUUAUAAUUGUUAUAUGGAUAUUGUAACUUAGACACAGGGAGUCUGGAAGCAAGUGCAGUGUGAGUUUAAUGAAAACGAACAUGGAACCAAAACAAAACAAGAGAACCGUCUAACAAGGAAAACAUAACCAAUACUACCUGAAGAGUGAUGCUAGGGAGUGCUAGAUAAAGGGAGAGUAAUCAGGGUAGUGAUGGAGUCCAGGUGUGCCUCAUGAUGAGGCGCAGGUGUGCGUAAUGAGGGUUGCCAGGUGUGCGUAACGAUGUGUUGCCAGGACCGGUGGUUAGUAAACCGGCGAUGUUGAGUGCCGGAGAGGGGGAGCGGGAGUAGACGUGACAGUAACUCCCCACAGCCCGAGGGCGUGGAAAUCUCAGAUGAUAUUGGGAUCUAGAAUGUCGUCCACCGGAAUCCAACACCGCUCCUCUGGACCGUACCCCUCCCAGUCCCCAAGGUACUGGAGCCGACCCCCAUGACGUCUGGAGUCCAGGAGGGAUCUGAUGGCAUAGGCGGGACCUCCCUCAACGUCCAGGGGAGAAGUAGGGGUGUUGUGGGGGACGGCUUCAGCCAGGGCACCAGGAACCACCGGCCUGAGGAGGGAGACAUGAAAAGAGGGUGAGAUUCGCUAGUUAGUGGGGAGCUGUAAUCUUUAUGUCAUCUCGUUGACCCUCCGGAGAACCUUUAACGGCCCCACAAACCGGGUGCUCAGCUUCUUACAGGGCAGGCGGAGUGGGAGGUUCCUGGUGGAGAGCCAGACGCGAUCACCAGGAUGGAACACGGGAGCCUCACUGCGGUGGUGAUCCGCCUGCUCUUUCUGGCGCUGGAGCCUCACGCGCCUGAACCACUCGUCCACCGCAGGAGCUUUGGUCUGUCUCGGGGUCCACGGAGCCAGGGCCGGCUGAUAACCCAGAACAAACUGGAAGGGAGUCAGCCCGGUGGAGGAGUGAUGCAAAGAAUUCUGGGCGUACACCAUCCAGGGAAGGAAUCGGGCCCACUCCCCCUGGUAGUGACUCCUCAGUAACUUCCCCAGCUCCUGGUUCAUCCUCUCCUCCACCUGCCCAUUAGACUGAGGCCGGUACCGGGAAGUGAGGCGGACCGUGACCCCCAGCUUCUCCAUGAAGGCUUUCCAUACCCGUGACGUGAAUUGGGGGCCACGGUCGGGGAUGUUGUCCUCCGGAAGGCCAUAGUGCCGGAAGACCUGCUGGAACAGUGCCUCAGCGACCUGGAGAGUGGUAGGGAGACCAAAGAGAGGGAUAAAACCGCAGGAUCGGGUUCCCUCACCAGAGCUUGGCGGAUGUCCACAUCUACGUCCCACAAAACGGGGCCAACGAUACAGGAGGACCGAUUGAUGGGCUGAAGGACACUCACGGAACCCUCCACCGACGUGGAACCACAGGGUGUGGGAAAGCAGGUCCUUCGACAUCCUGGUCACCAGGCGGUGAUUCUCAUCUUAGACCAGGAGAUGGUGGGUUUAUGAAGUUGAAUCGACGGGAGGCCGAGGAUGACUUUGUGCACAGGUGUGGAGGUAAUGAGGAAGUGAAGGCUUUCCUGGUGCUUGGGUCCUACGGUGAGAGUGAGUGGUGUGGUGACGUGCGUAAUAGUUCCGGAUCCCAACGGUCGUUUUUUCCAGGGCUUGGACCGAACAAGGAGAGGAGAGUGGGUAUGCAGUGAUGUUGAGUGAGGAGACGAGGGCCUGGUCGAUGAAAUUCCCCGCGGCACCAGUCCACUAGAGCCGUAAAGACAACACCUGAGAGACAGCCAGCCAGUGAAAUAUAAACCAGGAAGGGUUUGGCGGAAAACGAUGAAGGAAUACACACGCCUACACUGGGAGACGGAUGAUCACAGGUCUGUCCCUCUGCCCCAGUGGACUUCGGGUUAGGUCAUCCAUAGUCGAACGCAGUUGGGCCAGCUGAUCGUGGUGUUGGUGGAGUAGGUGUCCCUGUUCGCCGACCGUCUGGUAUAUAUAUAAUAUAUAUAUAUAUAUAUACAGUGAGGGAAAAAAGUAUUUGAUCCCCUGCUGAUUUUGUACAUUUGCCCACUGACAAAGAAAUGAUCAGUCUAUAAUUUUAAUGGUAGGUUUAUUUGAACAGUGAGAGACCGAAUAACAACAAAAAAAUCCAGAAAAACGCAUGUCAAAAAUGUAAUAAAUUGAUUUGCAUUUUAAUGAGGGAAAUAAGUAUUUGACCCCCUCUCAAUCAGAAAGAUUUCUGGCUCCCAUGUGUCUUUUAUACAGGUAACGAGCUGAGAUUAGGAGCACACUCUUAAAGGGAGUGCUCCUAAUCUCAGCUUGUUACCUGUAUAAAAGACACCUGUCCACAGAAGCGAUCAAUCAAUCAGAUUCCAAAAUCUCCACCAUGGCCAAGAUCAAAGAGCUCUCCAAGGAUGUCAGGACAAAGAUUGUAGACCUACACAAGGCUGGAAUGGGCUAAAAGACCAUCGCCAAGCAGCUUGGUGAGAAGGUGACAACAGUUGGUGUGAUUAUUCGCAAAUGGAAGAAACACAAAAUAACUGCCUGGGGCUCCAUGCAAGAUCUCACCUCGUGGAGUUGCAAUAAUCAUAAGAACAGUGAGGAAUCAGCCCAGAACUACACGGGAGGAUCUUGUCAAAUGAUCUCAAGGCAGCUGGUACCAUAGUCACCAAGAAAACAAUUGGUAACACACUACGCCGCGAAGGACUGAAAUCCUGCAGCGCCCGACAAUGACCCAAAACACACGGCCAAGGCAACAAAGGAGUGGCUCAAGAAGAAGCACAUUAAGGUCCUGGAGUGGCCUAGCCAGUCUCCAGACCUUAAUCCCAUAGAAAAUCUGUGGAGGGAGCUGAAGGUUCGAGUUGCCAAACGUCAGCCUCGAAACCUUAAUGACUUGGAGAAGAUCUGCAAAGAGGAGUGGAACAAAAUCCCUCCUGAGAUGUGUGCAAACCUGGUGGCCAACUACAAGAAACGUCUGACCUCUGUGAUUGCCAACAAGGUUUUUGCCACCAAGUACUAAGUCAUGUUUUGCAGAGGGGUCAAAUAUUUAUUUCCCUCAUUAAAAUGCAAAUCAAUUUAUAACAUUUUUGACAUGCGUUUUUCUGGAUUUUUUUGUUGUUAUUCUGUCUCUAACUGUUCAAAUAAACCUACCAUUAAAAUUAUAGACUGAUCAUGUCUUUGUCAGUGGGCAAACGUACAAAAUCAGCAGGGGAUCAAAUAUUUUUUCCCUCACUGUAUAUAUAUCUCUUCUGCUGCUUCCAUAUUUUUGAGAUAGUAUUCUGUAACGUAGAGACAGGGAGUCUGGAAGCAAGUGCAGUGUGAGUUUAAGGAAAACGAACCUGGAUCGAAAACAAAACAAGAGACACGUCUAACAAGGAAAACAUAACCAAUACUACCUGAAGAGUGAUGCUAGGGAGUGCUAGAUAAAGGGGGAGUAAUCAGGGUAGUGAUGCGUAAUGAGGGUUGCCAGGUCUGCGUAAUGAUAGGUUGCCAGGACCGGUGGUUAGUAAACUGGUGACGUCGAGCACCGGAGAGGGGGAGUGGAGUAGACGUGACAGAUAUUCAGAUAUAUUUGACAAACAAAUAACAUGUAUGCCACAUUGCUCCUUAUAAUUAUAAUGUAGAGGUGAAUUAAAUCCCCUUACAUUUAUUUCUCAAUGGAUGCGGGCCGUGUGUUGACAUAUUGGUUAUAGUAGGUUCUUUAUCUGUAUUCUUCCCCCUCCUUUACAAUCUGUGAAGAAUUUACUGAAGUAAAAUAUGUAUGUAAAUAUAGUAUAUAUGUAAAUUACUUAGCCUUCAUUUCUCAGAACAAGAAUAGACUGACGAGUUUCAGAAGAAAGUUAUUUGUUUCUGGCCAUUUUGAGCCCGUUAUCGAACCCACAAUUGCUGAUGCUCCAGAUACUCAACUAGUCUCAAGAAGGCCAGUUUUAUUGCUUCUAUAAUCAGCACAACAGUUUUCAGCUGUGCUAACCUAACCUAACCUAAGGGUUUUCUAAUGAUCAAUUCGCCUUUUAAAAUGAUAAACUUGGAUUAGAAAACUCAACGUGCCAUUGAUGGUUGCUGAUAAUGGGCCUCUGUACGCCUAUGUAGAUAUUCCAUAAAAAAUCAGCUGUUUCCGGCUACAAUAGCCAUUUACAACAUUAACAAUGUCUACGCUGUAUUUCUGAUCAAUUAGAUGUUAUUUUAAUGGACAAAAUAAUUGCUUUUCUUUCGAAAUCAAGGACAUUUCUAAGUGACCCCAAACCUUUGAAUGGUAGUGUAUUUUAAAAUACAUGUUGCGUUCUUUGAAAUAUAAGGCCAUAUACAGUGCAUUCGGAAAGUAUUCAGACCCAUUGACUUUUUCCACAUUUUGUUACGUUACAGCCUUAUUCUAAAAUGGAUAAAAAACUAUAAUAAUCCUCAUCAAUCUACACAAAAAUAAAAAAAUAAAACAGAAAUACCUUAUUUACAUAAGUAUUCAGAGCCUUUGCUUUGAGACUCGAGCUCAGGUGCAUCCUGUUUCCAUUGAUCAUCCUUGAGAUAUUUCUACAACUUGAUUGGAGUCCACCUGUGGUUAAUUCAAUUGAUUGGACAUGAUUUGGAAAGGCAUACACCUGUCUAUAUAAGGUCCCACGUGAGGUCGAAGGAAUUGUCUGUAGAGCUCUGAGACAUGUUGUGUCAAGGCACAGAUCUGGGGAAGGGUGCCAAAAAAUGUCAGCAGCAUUGAAGGUCCCCAAGAACACAGUGGCCUCCAUCAUUCUUAAAUGGAAGAAGUUUGGAACCACCAAGACUCUUCCUAGAGCUGGCCGCCCGUCCAAACAGAUCAAUCGGGAGAGAAGGGCCUUGGUCAGGGAGGUGACCAAGAACCCGAUGGUCACUCUAACAGAGCUCCAGAGUUCCUCUGUGGAGAUGGGAGAACCUUCCAGAAGGACAACAAUCUCUGCAGCAUUCCACCAAUCAGGCAUUUAUGGUAGAGUGGCCAGACGGAAGCCACUCCUCAGUAAAAGUCACAUGACAGCCUACUUGGAGUUUGCCAAAAGGCACCUAAGGACUCUCAGACUAUGAGAAACAAGAUUCUCUGUUCUGAUGAAACCAAGAUUGAACUCUUUGGCCUGAAUGCCAAGCGUCACGUCUGGAGGAAACCUGGCACCAUCCCUACGGUGAAGCAUGGUGGUGGCAGCAUCGUGCUGUGGGGAUGGUUUUUAGUGGCAGGGACUGGGAGACUAGUCAGGAUCGAGGGAAAGAUGAACGGAGCAAAGUACCGAGAAAUCCUUGAUGAAAACUUGCUCCAGAGCACUCAGGACCUCAGACUGGGGUGAAGGUUCACCUUCCAACAGGACAAUGACCCUAAGCACACAGCCAAGACAACACAGAAGUGGCUUCGGGACAAGUCUCUGAAUGUCCUUGAGUGGCCUAGCCAGAGCCCGGACUGAAAAUAGCUGUGCAGCGACGCUCCCUAUCCAACCUGACAGAGCUUCAGAGGAUCUGCAGAGAAGAAUGGUAGAAACCCCACAAAUACAGGUGUGCCAAGCUUGUAGCGUAAUAACCAAGAAUACUCAAGGCUGUAAUCGCUCGCAAAGGUGCUUCAACAAAGUACUGAGUAAAGGGUCUGAAUACUUAUGUAAAUUUGAUAUUUCCGUUUUUUUAUUUGUAAUACAUUUGCUACAUUUUCUAAAAACCUGUUUGCUUUGUUCAUAUGAGGCAUUGUGUGUAGAUUGAUGAGGGAAAAAAGCAAUUUAAUCCACUUUAGAAUAAGGCUGUGGAAAAAGUCAAGGGGUCUGAAUACUUUCCAAAUGCACUGUAUGGCCAUAUAUGACUUUUCCGUAUGGGAUAUUUCAAUUACUGCCAAGUGCCUACUCGUGGUGUAAUUAUUUCCAGAAAUAAAACUAAAGAGGUAUUAAAGCAUAACUACACAGAUAUACUGUAUAGCAUAGCACAUCUCACCAUAGUGGUCCUCUGUAGCUCAGCUGGUAGAGCACGGCGCUUGUAACUCCAAGGUAGUGGGUUCGAUCCCCGGGACCACCCAUACACAAAAAUGUAUGCACGCAUGACUGUAAGUUGCUUUGGAUAAAAGCGUCUGCUAAAUGGCAUAUUAUAUUAUUAUUAUUAUUAUUAUACAUUAUCAUACAUUAUAUGGCUUACAUUGUCCAUGCUCCCCUUUGUAUCUGCACAGGCCUAUUUUCAUCAUAUUGUGCUCGCUGCUCAUGAUCUUUCACUACAUGUUUUCUUUAUCCCACCACCACAGAGCCUUUGGAGGAUGCUAUCCUGACCCAGUCAGCAGUCCCUGCCCUGCACAAGGCUGGGUCUGCGGAUAACUCCAGCCCCCUGUUGGUGCGCUCAGCUUCCUUCAAGGCCCAGGAUGAGUUGGAGGGUCAGUCCUGGUACCACGGAGAGAUGAGCCGACGGGACGCAGAGACACUACUGCUGGAUGAUGGAGACUUUCUGGUUAGGAUGAGCACCACCAACCCUGGGUCGUACGUACUGACGGGCAUGCACAAUGGACUGGCCAAACACCUACUGCUGGUGGACCCAGAGGGCACGGUGAGCAGGGAGCGAGGGAGGGGUGGGUGGGGGAAGUGUGUGUGUGUGCGUGCUUGCUUGCGUGCGCGCGUGCGGGUGCAUGUGCGUGCGUGCAUGAGAGAGUGAGGGAGCGAGAGAGAGAGAGUCUGCGAAUGAGUGUGAUACACAGAAAAAGAGAGAUAAGAGAGAAAGCAAUGCGUAAGGAGAGAAAGAGACAGAGAUAUAUUUUGCCUGUAUGCUACUUUACUCUAUCUUUUUAAAGGUACGGACAAAAGAUCACAUAUUUGACAGCAUCAGUCACCUGAUAAACCAUCACCGUGACAACAGCUUGCCCAUAGUGUCUGCAGGAAGUGAACUGUGUCUGAAUCAGCCUGUAGGCAACAGGAAACAGUGACGAUCUACGCGCAUUGCCUGAUAGAAGAUGGAGUUCUGAAACUGAAACCUCCAAUCCCUCCUGAAAACCUGAAACUAGAAUAUAUUAUGGUUGAAAAACUUACUUAACGAUGAUGACAGUUUCUUGGAAGCGGUUUGUGGCUGGGCAAACUCUCGGGCCGCAAAGGAUGAUGAGAAAGAAGAGGUUUGCUGAUAAAAAUUAUUUAUAUAACUAUUAUUAUUUUGAUGUGAUGAUUGAAAUGCUAUAUUUUUUAGGCAUAUAGGUGCAUUUGGGACAUAUAUGUUGAUUUGGUGUUUAAAAAACAAAAAAGAACUACUGUUAGUAGUUUAGAUGAUGAAGUGCAAAUCGACCUCAAGGAGGGGAAAGAAAAUUGUAUUUUAGAAAAACCAGAAAUUUUCAUUUUGUGUAUCAAGCACAACCAGAUUUACACAGUCUUUGGUAAGUAAGAGUUACGUAGAGGAGAACAACCAUUUGAAAAUGCUUUUGAAUUUGAAACUAUUUUAGGAUUAUUUGUCCUUUAUCGCAGCUAUAGCGUGAUGACAUUCACUUUGGGUCACUUAUGAAUCUAGCCUGGUCACUGAUCUGUUUGUGCUCUCUUGCCAACACUUGUGGGCUGGACAAUGACAGUGACCAUAGCCCAUAGGAGUUGGCAAGACAGCACAAAUGGGUUUGGGACCAGGCUGUAAUGAAUCUGCUUUAUGGGAACUAAAGACUUGAAUAUGUUUAGCUUU
Messenger RNA from Coregonus sp. 'balchen', 16954 nucleotides. Lineage: Eukaryota; Metazoa; Chordata; Actinopteri; Salmoniformes; Salmonidae. The record is from the annotation of a GenBank genome assembly.